AUGGAUGCUUUAUCAUCCAUAAGGAAAAGUGCUCUUAUUAUUUGCGAAAAGUGUCUUGUUUUUAGAGAACAAAGAUUAGGAAUUGAUUUGGUUCAUGAUGACGUUGAAAAAGAAUUGAUAAAAGAAUGCGAAGUAAUUAGGGGUGUUGAAAAUUUAUUAGUUCGAACUUUAGAACAAACUCAGGAACAAAUACGUCGAUUAAAAGCGACACUUUAUUAUAUGGAUCAUGAACUUGAGGAUAAAGAAAAUAAUUUACGUAUUGACAAACAUAAUUUAACGUUAAAAGAAACUAGUUUAAAUUUAAGCAUUUAUCAUGGCACUUCACGACUCGAUCCUUCAACUAUCGAAUUGAAUGAAUGGGAAAUACAAACUAAUAACAAUAUCAUGAUAGCUUCGAAAGAAGUAAAUUGUGCUAUAACUUUGCGCUGUUAUAUCGAUACAAUUAUAAAACAAGCAAUUGAUGAUCUAAAUGAACAAAAAAAUGCUACUAAUGAAGCUUUCAGACGCCGCAUCGAAGAAACCAAGGAAGCAAAAACGAAAUUAGAAUUACAGCAUUCUGAGAUAAUGCGACAAGCAGAAGAAAUGAAAGAGAAUAUUACGCGUAUAGAAAAAUCAAUUGCAGAAAAGGAAUGUUUCUUAGCUUUGGCUCAUACGAGACUUGGUAAUCGUUGUCAAAGACCAGGAUUAGAACUUACUCGAGAUUUAGUCGAAAAUAAUCUUGUAAAAGAAGUAUAUGAUUUACGCGAUGUUAUGUCUAAAUUACAAGCAACUAUGUUUGAGGCUCAAGCAUCAUUGCGUUAUUUACUGAAAACACAAAUUCAGAUUGAAGAAGAUAUUAAUAUUAAAACAAAUACAUUAAAAAUUGAUGAAGUCGAUUGUAUGACUCUUCGUCAGAGUAUGUUCUACCAUGUAUAUUAA
Molecule: messenger RNA, 918 nt
Organism: Apis florea (little honeybee)
Lineage: Eukaryota; Metazoa; Arthropoda; Insecta; Hymenoptera; Apidae
Gene: Tektin-C
Product: Tektin C
Biological process (GO): cilium assembly; cilium movement involved in cell motility
Cellular component (GO): microtubule cytoskeleton; nucleus
Source: RefSeq, a predicted model, not a curated record